AAGGCUUUGAAGAAGAAAAAUUCCACCAUUGCAUGGAAAAGCUGAAGUUAUUUAGUUCAUCAUCCAGCAACAGACCACUCAUUCUUAAAAGCAGUGUUAAGAGUCAAGUCCUUCCUCUUUGUUCUCUGUAAUUAUUUUUCAAAUGGAAAGCUACAACUUCCUUUAUGUUUACACCUUGGCGCAAGAUUACUUGAAAUACAUUUGUCAAGAGCCGCAGCUUGCGGCAGCCCCAAACAGGGUUGCCGAAGUCCUACGUAAAGCUGGAUCGUCAGUUCAGAGAGAAGUUGAAGGCAACCUGAGACCAUACAUUGACUUACUGGAAGUUCACUCUGUGGAAGAAGCCAGUAAGAUUUUCAGUCAAGUGAUGGAGAACGAAUUUGCUGAUGGGAAAACUAACUGGGGACGCAUUUUGACAAUAUUCCUGCUUGGUGGAAUCCUGGCCAAAAAACUCAAAGAACCUUUGGCAAAAGAAAACCUGGAGCAAGUUUCCCAUUUCAUCACAGACUAUAUCAUAAACACCAAAGCAAAGUGGAUCAAUGAAAAUGGAGGAUGGGACAAUGGUUUUAUGACAAAAUUUGAGGAGAAAGGCUCCUGGCUAUCCUUAUCCAGUUUGAAGACAAAGAUCUUGGCUGUGUUUUCCAUCUUCAAUCAAUAUCACUCAUAAACCUGGU
Messenger RNA from Candoia aspera, 671 nucleotides. RefSeq names its product BCL2 related protein A1 (gene BCL2A1). Bases 143 to 664 code for a protein of 173 amino acids. The record is from RefSeq and is a predicted model, not a curated record. Gene Ontology annotation, molecular function: protein homodimerization activity; channel activity; protein heterodimerization activity. The transcript is spliced from 2 exons. Gene Ontology annotation, cellular component: mitochondrial outer membrane. Lineage: Eukaryota; Metazoa; Chordata; Lepidosauria; Squamata; Candoiidae. Gene Ontology annotation, biological process: negative regulation of apoptotic process; intrinsic apoptotic signaling pathway in response to DNA damage; extrinsic apoptotic signaling pathway in absence of ligand.